Molecule: messenger RNA, 2931 nt
Organism: Engraulis encrasicolus (European anchovy)
Lineage: Eukaryota; Metazoa; Chordata; Actinopteri; Clupeiformes; Engraulidae
Gene: slc40a1
Product: solute carrier family 40 member 1
Exons: 8
Coding region: 288-2042 (584 amino acids)
Biological process (GO): iron ion transmembrane transport
Cellular component (GO): basolateral plasma membrane
Molecular function (GO): peptide hormone binding; iron ion transmembrane transporter activity
Source: RefSeq, a predicted model, not a curated record
UGAGCUUAGAAGGCAGCAGCACUGUCAUAACACAACAGCAGCGCAUAGCUGGUGACUGGGGGCGAGCAGAAAUUAUUGUUCUGCAGGUAGUCUACCUUCGAUCUCUCCGGAUAAAUCAUUUCUUUCCGACUUCAGCUACAGUGUUAGCUAAGUUUGGAAGGGGGGACCGGGAGAACACAGGUUUUUUGCCCGCAAAUAAGGAAACAUUACCCAGGGAUUACUAGGCAACCGCCAAGGAGGAUCACCAUCCAACCUGAUCAAAACAAGAUACAUUUAUUAACACUACGAUGGAAAGUGCUGGAUCAACGAAACGUUGCUGUGAAUCUAUUCGCGAUGUGUUUACGUCGGCGAAGUUCCUUAUUUACCUCGGACACGCUCUGUCGACAUGGGGGGAUCGCAUGUGGAAUUUUGCUGUGGCCGUGUUUCUGGUGGAGCUGUAUGGCAACAGUUUGCUGCUGACGGCCGUGUAUGGCUUGGUGGUCGCUGGGUCCGUACUGCUGCUUGGUGCCAUCAUUGGAGACUGGGUGGACAAAAACCCACGACUCAAAGUUGCUCAGACCUCUCUGGUGGUCCAGAACUCGGCUGUCAUACUGUGCGGAAUUCUGCUGAUGCUGGUUUUCCAGUUCAAGGAACAGCUCACUGAACUCUACAGUGGAUGGUUGUUGACGACAUGCUACAUCAUGGUCAUCAGCACGGCCAACAUUGCCAACCUGGCCAGCACUGCCACGUCCAUAACCAUCCAGAGGGAUUGGAUCGUGGUGGUGGCCGGGGAGGACCGCAACAAACUGGCAGAUAUGAACGCCACGGUGAGGAUCAUCGAUCAGCUGACCAACAUCCUGGCCCCCAUGCUGGUUGGCCAGAUCAUGUCGUUCAGCUCUCACCUGAUUGGCUGCGGCUUCAUCUCCGGCUGGAACCUGUUCUCCAUGUGCCUGGAGUACGGCCUGCUCUGGAAGGUGUACCAGAAGACCCCGGCGCUGGCCAACAAGGGCGGCCAGAAGGAGAAGGAGACGGACCAGAACCAGGAGAUGAAGCAGCUCAACAGCCAGAAAGAUAUGGAAAACGGCGAGGCCCCAGCCGAAGCCUCUCAGCUGAUGAACGAGGCAUCUGCGGCGGUCGUGAAGACAGCUGCCACCAACGAUGACAAGAAGUCCGCCGGCUGCUGCCAUCAGAUGUCGGAGCCGGUGCGCACCUUCCGCGACGGCUGGGUGGCCUACUACAACCAGGACAUCUUCUUCGCCGGCAUGGCACUUUCCUUCCUCUACAUGACGGUGCUGGGCUUCGACUGCAUCACCACGGGCUACGCCUACACGCAGGGCCUGAGCCCCUCCAUCCUCAGCCUGCUCAUGGGCGCCUCGGCCAUCGCCGGCAUCUUCGGCACAGUGGCGUUCACCUGGGUGCGCCGCAAGUGCGGCCUGAUCCGCACAGGCUUCCUGUCGGGCGUGGCCCAGCUCUCCUGCCUCACGCUGUGCGUCUUCUCCGUCUUUGCGCCGGGGAGUCCCUUCGACCUGACCGUCUCGCCCUUCAAGGACAUCCUCCGCCACCUGUUUGGGGAGGGCGCCGACGGCCUGCCCGAAGGUCCCACCAUCCCCAGCGUUGCCCCUCUCAUGGUCGACGUGUCCAACAGCUCCACCCUGGUGUUCGAGCAGGCACCUCAGGUGGAGUCCUACCUGUCUGUUAGUCUCCUCUUCGCAGGAGUCAUUGCUGCUAGAGUUGGUUUGUGGUCAUUCGACUUGUCCGUGACCCAGCUCAUCCAAGAGAAUGUGAUCGAGUCGGAGCGCGGCGUCAUCAACGGCGUGCAGAACUCCAUGAACUACCUGCUGGACCUGCUCCACUUCAUCAUGGUCAUCCUGGCGCCCAACCAGGAGGCUUUCGGCCUGCUGGUCAUCAUCUCGGUGUCCUUCGUGGCCAUGGGCCACCUCAUGUACCUCAGGUUUGCCUACAAGAGCCUGGGCAGCCGCCUCCUCCUCUGCUGCUCUCCCGAGCAGAAGGAGGUGCCCGGCGGCAACGACAGCAACGCGCCCUCACUUCCCACCACUGUGUAAGCCGAUUAAAGAGACCCUAUCCCUAGCCUAGAGUGUUGUCUUUUAGCUUCUACGCUUAUAUACCAACUCUCACUCUCCUGCGUCCCGUCCCCCAAGGUAGCCUAGCUUACUGCGACAGAGGGACCAAAGAAAUUCUACUCUUGUAAACUAACACACGUUCCGGUGACGUGCUCUUUUAGCAAGUUGCCGGUGUCUUAGCAGCAUGUCUUGUAACGCUUAUUGUUAACCCUUCUGAAGCAUUUGCGCUGACUGUAGCAAGAGAUAGCAGCUGCAGGUACAUACGAUAAUCGUUACGAUAGAGACAGUGGAGUAGAGUAGCAAACGGGGCCAGAGGGCCGCCGGAAUCGGUUUGUGCGACGAGCUGUCGGAAGGAACGGGUAGCUAGCCUUGACCUGAGGACAGCCAGCUGCACUCUACUCUCCUUUCCAGCCGAGCGUCGGCCCUGUGCUGUUGUGUAACUCAGAGCAGAAACGUCAAAAAAAGAGAGAAAGGAUCCAACAAAGAAUGAGGGAGGAGAUAUGGCAAGUCCCGAGUAAGCACAGUGGUAGUGUGUGCAUGCUUGUAUGUUUUGUAAGUGGCUUGUACGAUACUUCUUGUCACCUUGUGUUUUGAGCUUCAUAUCAGUACAGGGAAUUGUUUUUUUUUUUCUUGAACUGUAGCUUUUGGAUUUAUAGUUAAGCUCUAUGGGUGCUCUUGUAGCUACUGGUGUUUUUUUCCGUUGUUCAGUUACUAUGGCUUGUUAAGCUAUACUAUUAACUACACUUGAGCUGAUUUUGUCCCGCGCUGUUCCGAGUCAGGCCAGGGAUAAAGUCUCUUUAAUCCGUGUUAUUCUAAAGGUUAUGCAAAAUGUAUUCAUUCAGGAGAAUAUAAACAUCUGAAUAUAACAGUA